AUGGGCGUCGAUAUCGAUUAUACUUUUGUACAAGUAGCAGUGGGUCAGGAGGCGGUCGACUUCAGCGGAAACUGUGGAAACAUGUGCGCUGGUGUUGGACCAUUUGCGCUACAAGAGGGACUAGUGCGUGCAAGUCCCGGAGAGAAGACGGUAAGUCCUCUUGUUGUAAUUGAGACGGAUGGGAUACUCAUUCUUCUUCAGCUCGAUGUACGGAUCUUCAAUACGAACACUUCGCGGCUCAUCGUCGAUACCGUUCAAGUAGACGAGGACGGAUCGUUCGAUGAAGACGGAGACUACGCGAUACCAGGCGUCAAGGGAACCGGAAGCGAAGUAAAAGUGGCCUUUGUGGAUCCUGCCGGGAGCAUGACUGGAACUCUCUUUCCUACGGGGAGACGAUGUGAUACUAUUCAUGUGAAAGGACAAGACGGCAAUCGCUUCUCGGUCAAGGCGACGUUGAUAGACGCAGCGAAUCCUUUUGUCCUAGUCGACGAACGAACAUUACCGCCAAACCUAAGGAGAGGUAGCAAAGACACGGCCGUCUAUCUCCAGCACAUGGAGUCAAUACGAUGUACUGGCGCCGUUAUGAUGGGUCUCGCUUCUGAUGUAGACGCUGCUGUAAAAGUCCGCGGGACACCGAAGCUGGCUAUCGUUUCUUCUCCUCAACCAGAUGAUGGUUCUCAGGAAGGCACGCCGGACGUUCAUGUCCAAGCGUUCAGUAUGGGCAAACCCCACCCGAGCCUGCAACUCACAGGUGCGGCAUGCUUGGCGUCGGCAGUGUGCAUAGAAGGUACUGUAGCCCACGGACUUGCAUCCGGCAGCAAGGUGCAGUCCUCCUGGCAGUCGUCUUCACCUGAGCGGACACCGAGUCCCUGCUCAGACUCUGAUGGUAGCUCUUCGGAUCUUCUACCGAGCCAGAGGAGAGUCUGUCUUUCGCAUUCGAGCGGGUCGAUCAAGGUUGAUGUUCUGGCAACCAGCUCGGAAUCGUUUGCUUUUGUGGAUAGGUGCGUUGUCUCGCGGACUGCUCGGCGGUUAUUCGAGGGGAAGGUGUAUUAUUACUCGAGUAGCGUUUAA
Messenger RNA from Alternaria novae-zelandiae, 1071 nucleotides. RefSeq lists its product as uncharacterized. The transcript has a single exon. The record is from RefSeq and is a predicted model, not a curated record. The coding region runs from base 1 to 1071 and encodes 356 amino acids. Lineage: Eukaryota; Fungi; Ascomycota; Dothideomycetes; Pleosporales; Pleosporaceae.